Molecule: messenger RNA, 1869 nt
Organism: Diatraea saccharalis (sugarcane borer)
Lineage: Eukaryota; Metazoa; Arthropoda; Insecta; Lepidoptera; Crambidae
Source: the annotation of a GenBank genome assembly
AGUAUAGAUUCACGCGCGAACGCGCAAACAGGCGCUGUGAUAGUUUACAUCAACAAAUGCGGAAGGAACAGCGCAUACGCAGUUUGUUUACAAACAAGAACCUUUUUUAUUUACAUUCUUGCACGAGUCUUUCUAUUAAGUAUUAGAAUCAACAGACAACAAGAUGUCUACUACCAUAAUGGAUGCUGUUGACCUGGAGACAGAGUACACACCUAGCAGAUGGUCACAACGGUUCAGUACACCACAGGAAGUUCUACAGAAUCACGUGAAACUUGUCACUGCAGCCAGUGAAUUAGCUACGAAUAAUAUCCCUCAUAAGAUUGAAAUAGAAUACGGUUCAACACCUGGUCAAAAACUGGACAUUUUCGGCACAGAUUUACCAAAGGACGCGCCUAUCCUAGUCUUCAUUCACGGUGGGUACUGGCAGGAGCUUUCGAGAGAUUUAUCUCGGUAUCCAGCGCUACCACUCUACCGUUGUAAAGUGAAGACCAUCGUUGUCGGAUACGAUUUGUGCCCGCUCGCAACCCUGGCAGAAAUCAUCCACCAAAUACAGAACGCCGCUAGAUUUGUCUUCGAAUAUGCAGAGAAUAUGGGCAGCAGGGGAGUGUAUUUCGCUGGUCAUUCGGCGGGGGCCCACCUUGUAGCGAAACUCCUCGCUAACUCAGACCUCCUCGACAGCACGAUCGGUUCAGACCGUCUCCAAGCAGCCUUCCUCAUCUCCGGAGUAUACGACCUCCGUGAGUUACUACAUACAUCUGUCAACGAUGCCGUCCAACUGCCUACUGAAUGGGCAAAGCCUUUGUCGCCACUAUUCGACUGUUAUUCUCAUCUCCACACCAGAAAAGUCCGUUUAUACAUUAUAGCGGGUCAAAACGACAGUCCCAGAUUCAAAAAACAGAGCAGAGAGUUCUAUGAACACUUACUAGAUGUAUGCUUGAUUCAGAAUAUGUAUUUAGAAAUCAAAGAUGAUUUUGAUCACUUUGAUAUUGUAGAAUGCCUCUCAAAUGACAAUAAUUAUCUCAAAAAUUUGCUAGUACACGAUAUUAGAAAGCAUCUGUAAUUAUUUAUAGGCUAAGUAAGUGAUGUGCAGGGUCUCGUUUAGAUUUAAGGUGAUUUUAUUUUCUUAAGGUUUUUGUAAACGACCUAUCCGAAGAAUAUUUGACUAGUUGUAUUGAUUUAUCAAAUGAAAUUCUGUCUUUCUAAAAUUUUAAUAACGUUUUUAAUAAUAUUUUCUAUCAGAAUUUGAAUAGAUAAUUGAGUUGCAUAACUAUCAAUUAAUCCUUUACAAUCUUUAACACUAGUGUCAUAGAUAAAUGUGUGAAUUGAAAUGUUAAAUUGUUUUUUGAAAAGUAGAGAUUACACAGACUUUAUUCUUCAGAUAGGUCGUAGAAAAUAUUUAAUUCUGUUCAAUGGGAUUUUAUAAAUAGUGCAUUUACCAUAACACGUAUUCGAUAAGCUUAUUAUAUUAUGUAUUGAAAGUACCAUGUGUGUCUUAUUAGCGUAAAUGAGAAUAAUUUUAAGACUUUUAGGGAUCUUAUCAUUAUAUUUAGAAAAUCUAUGUAAAUUUCAUGAAACUCGAUUGUAUUGCCAUAAAAUAUGUGAAAUAGAAUCCUAUUUAAAAUAUAUGGAGGCUCGGGAAUCGAAAAUGAGUUACGAGUAAUCAAAUCAAGAUCAAAUCAAUAUUAUUUAUUUAGUCUAUGCUGUUCCAUGCAUCUGGAAGGAUAUUAAAAUGUACGUAAGCGUUAAAUCCAUGGUGGGAAUAUUUAUAUACCUGUUUUAUUUUGUAUUUUAUUAAAAAAAAGUCCAAUUGUAAAAUUACGAGAUUAAGUCACUUGCCAUUAUGAUUAUUAAAACAAAAACAAACUGUUC